Molecule: messenger RNA, 7766 nt
Organism: Haliotis rubra (blacklip abalone)
Lineage: Eukaryota; Metazoa; Mollusca; Gastropoda; Lepetellida; Haliotidae
Product: phospholipid-transporting ATPase ABCA1-like
Exons: 28
Coding region: 21-3779 (1252 amino acids)
Biological process (GO): transmembrane transport; lipid transport
Cellular component (GO): intracellular membrane-bounded organelle; membrane
Molecular function (GO): lipid carrier activity; ABC-type transporter activity; ATP binding
Source: RefSeq, a predicted model, not a curated record
ACAAACCGCAUUCCAUCAUAAUGUCCACCCACCACAUGGAUGAAGCCGACAUCCUUGGGGACCGCAUCGCCAUCAUCUCACAUGGCCGACUCUGCUGUUGUGGCUCUAGCCUCUUCCUUAAGAACCGCUUCGGCAGUGGCUACUACUUGACCCUUGUCCGCCAGGAUGACCAGGAGCAGAAAGAGGUUGAAGCCAUGGACGUAAUCAAACCUAAACCCAGCAGGCCAUCCACUGCCGGCAGCAUCCGCUCCACCAUUGAUGUUGUGCCAACAUUUGAGAUGGAUGAUGAAGGUUACUCUGAGCGACCAGACAGUGACAAGACCAGCAGUACAAACAGCAGUGACCCACCUACACCACCACCAGAGGGAGCCACUAUGAUGCGAGGUUUCUCAGUACAACGACUUACUGCCUUCAUACAGAAGUAUGUGAGUGGAGCCAGGCUGACCGAGGACAACAACACAGAGCUGUGUUACCAGCUGCCAGAGGAGGCAGCUCACAGUGGAGACUUUGAGGCCUUGUUCUCUCAGUUAGAGAUGUGCCACUUUGACCUCGGCAUCUCCAGCUUUGGAAUCUCUGACACCAGUCUGGAGGAGGUUUUCCUGAAGGUUGCGGAGGAUAGCGGUGUGGACAUCCCCACAGACGAGAUGACUCGCAAGCAGCUUGAACAGGUCUAUGAUGGAGGCAAAUAUCCAAAGCCAGUGUCUCGUCUGAGUUUCCGUAAGAAGAAGUUUGGCAUCUUCCCCAUCAAGCAGCGAGUGAACUGCGUCAACAGCACUACUGACCUGAUGGAGGACAGUGACCUUGAAAUGACAGCCCGCACUCAGAGUAAGAAAAAUGAGACAUCAGAACAAGCUAGUGAUCCAGGUUUCUGUGCCGAGUCAGAGACAAAGCUAUCAGGAUGGACCCUCAAACGACGUCAGUUCUGGGCACUCUUCAUCAAGCGUUUCCACCGUGUUCGCCGUAGCAAGAAGGGCUUUGUGUGUGAGAUCAUCCUGCCGGCAGGGUUUGUGUGUCUGGCCAUGGUGUUUGCCCUUAUCCUGCCCCCCUUCCAGGCGGAACCAGCCCUGGAGCUGCACCCCUGGCUCUAUGUGCCCCAGAAGGGCGACGAUCACCUCUUCAUGUUCUACACUAAUGACGACCCUGGUACAACCCUCGCAGACAAACUGGAAAGCACCCUCCUGUCCAAGCCCUAUUUAGGAACAAGAUGUAUGAACUCGUCGGUCUAUCAAAUCAGUGGGAUGCCAUGUGAGCCAUCAGAUGCAGUGGGAAAAUGGACGGCACGACCGGAGCUGACCGGAAACCUGUCCAUAGACUCUCCAUCCUGUUCCUGUGCCUCUGGAGUCCAGGAGUGUCCACCAGGUGCUGGCGGCCCCACCCCUUCCCAGACCUACCUCCCGACAACAGACUACCUCUACAACAUGACGGGGCGGAACACCAGUGACUGGCUAGUCAAAACCAUGAAGCAGUAUAUCAAGAGAAGAUACGGAGGCUUCAGUUUUGGAGACAAGAACCCUGUAGCUCAGCUGAAUUCUACACAAAUAGUGAACAUCAUUGACCGACUCGGAAGAGCAGCCAAUAACGGUUCUGCUGUUGUCGAUGGUAACGAGACAAUAUGGCAGGACCUGGAUGAUUUAUUCAAGAGAUUUGUCCGACAGGACAUUGCUAAGGUAUGGUUCAACAACAAGGGAUGGGCAGCUGUCGUGGCCUAUAUGAACUCUCUCAACAAUGUCAUCCUGCGCAGUUAUCUCCCCUCCUCUAAGGACCCCAGUAACUUUGGCAUCACCACCAUCAACCAUCCACUCAACUAUACCCAAGAACAACUGAAUGACGAAACAAUCAUGAACAGUGCCAUAGACGUCCUGGUGGCCAUCUGUGUCAUCUUCGCCAUGUCCUUCAUCCCAGCCAGCUUUGUGCUGGUGCUGAUCGAGGAGAGAGUGUCCAACAGCAAGCACCUGCAGUUUGUCAGCGGCAUCAACCCCACCAUCUACUGGGUGGCCAACUUCACCUGGGAUAUGAUGAACUACCUUAUUCCUGCACUGUUGUGUUUUAUAAUAUUCUUGUGCUUCAACAAGGAGGCUUAUGUUGGCCCUGGCCAUGCCCCAUGUCUUGUGGCUCUACUCUUCCUUUAUGGGUUUGCAAUCAUCCCCCUCAUGUACCCGUUUGCCCGGUUGUUCUCCGUACCAAGUUCGGCCUUUGUUGCGUUGUCGUGUGUGAACGUGUUCCUGGGAACUGUAUCAACACUGGCAACCUUCAUCUUGGAGGUGUUUGAACAGGACGAUGAAGGUCUUGCGGAUAUUAACAAGAUACUGAAACAGGCCUUCCUGAUCAUGCCCCACUACUGUCUGGGCCGAGGACUGAUGGACAUGACCGCCUACAAGCUGCAGGCCGAUAUCAUCUCUAGAUUUGGUGAGACAUUGGAGUACAACCUGUUUGACUGGAAAAUAGUUGGCCGCAACUUGUUUGCCAUGUUUGCCCUGGGUAUCGUAUUCUUCAUCUUCAACCUGCUAAUAGAGUACAGGUUCUUCAUCAAACCAAGGAAGGUAAAGGGAGCAACCACUCCACUGACCAACGAGGACAUUGAUGUGGCUCGGGAACGUCAGCGGGUCAUGUCAGGGGGGGCAGACAAUGACACCUUGAAGCUGGAGAACCUCACCAAGACCUACUGGACCCCUGGGAAGAAGGGGCGCCUGACAGCCGUAGACAGACUGUGUGUGGGCGUGCCAAAGGGGCAGUGUUUUGGUCUUCUGGGUGUCAACGGAGCAGGCAAGACAACCACAUUCAAGAUGCUGACAGGAGAUGUGGCCGUCACGAGUGGCUCGGCAGCUGUCAGUGAAAUGAGUAUUCUGAAGGACAUGGUGAAGGUACGGCAGCUGAUGGGAUACUGCCCUCAGUUUGAUGCUCUGGACUCCCUCCUCACCGGUCGAGAACAUCUACAGUUCUACGCUCGAGUCAGAGGCAUACCUGAGAAAAACAUCAAAGAUGUGGCAGAAUGGGCUAUCAGGAAGCUGGGGCUGGUGAAGUAUGCCAAUGUGGUUGCUGGCAGCUACUCUGGUGGAAACAAGAGGAAACUAUCGACAGCCAUCGCCCUUAUCGGAAACCCUCCCAUUAUAUUCCUGGAUGAGCCAACUACUGGCAUGGACCCCAAGGCUCGCCGCUUCCUUUGGAACUGCAUCAACAGCAUCAUCAAGGAUGGCCGCUCCAUCAUUCUAACAUCCCACAGCAUGGAGGAAUGUGAGGCACUGUGUGGCAGAUUGGCCAUCAUGGUCAACGGCAGGUUCAAGUGUAUCGGCAGUACACAGCAUCUCAAGAACAGGUUCGGCAAUGGGUACACAGUGACCCUGAGAGUGACAGGAGGUCAGCCCGACCUGGAGCCUGUGAAGCGUUACAUCAGAGAGCAGUUCCCCGAGUCUGUGCUGAAGGAAAGCCACCACAACAUGUUACAGUACCAACUAGGAACCUCCUCCAUCUCCCUGGCUAGACUCUUCGGCAAGAUUGAGGGUGGCAAGAAGGAAAUGGGCAUCGAGAGCUACUCCGUCAGCCAGACAACACUCGACCAGGUCUUCAUCAACUUUGCCAAGCUGCAAACAGACAUGGACAUGGACAUAGAAGAUGAAGAACUUCCUCCAGAUCUGAGCCAGAGGGCAUAUGAGACAGCCAUGAACCCCAACCAACAGCGCCUGAUGAUCGAGGAUGAACAGAGCGUGACAGAAAGUACCGCUGGCCUCAUCCUCCCCAACAGAGCCCGUGACAACAUUAUGACUGAUGUGUCUGUGGCAUAGAUUUGCAACUGUGAUAUAUGUAGAAUCUGUGAUGUUAGCUCAGGCUGUUUUCAUUGUGAAACAAUUGGUCACCAAAUAUAUUUCCUGGAUAACAUUCCAUAAAUGUUAUUGUCACAACCACAACAUUACUGCACCCUUUAGUUUUCUGGUAACACAAUGGCUUAUCUGAUGGUUCACAUGGUAACACAAUACCACACCCAGUGGUACACAUGGUAACACAAUACCACACCCAGUAGUACACAUGGCAACACAAUAUUACACCCAGUAGUACACAUGGCAACACAAUAUUACACCCAAUGGUACACAUGGUAACACAAUAUUACACCCAGUGGUACACAUGGUAACACAAUAUUACACCCAGUGGUACACAUGGUAACACAAUAUUACACCCAGUGGUACACAUGGUAACAAAAUACCACACCCAGUAGUACACAUUGUAACACUAUACCACACCCAGUAGUACACAUGUAACACAAUACCACACCCAGCAGUACACAUGGUAACACAAUACCACACCAAAUGGUACACAUGGUAACACAAUACCACACCAAAUGGUACACAUGGUAACAGAAUACCACACCCAGCAGUACACAUGGUAACACAAUACCACACCCAGUAGUACACAUGGCAACACAAUACCACACCCAGUAGUACACAUGGCAACACAAUACCACACCCAGUAGUACACAUGGUAACACAAUACCACACCCAGCAGUACACAUGGUAACACAAUACCACACCAAAUGGUACACAUGGUAACAAUACUUUACCUGCUGGUACACAUGGUAAAUACAGUCAAUGAUUGUAUACAUGGUUACACAAAAGAUACUCAAACUUUUCCCCAUAGAUGAAUGAAGUCAGAGGACCUAGUGUCGUUUCAACGUUUCACUUUGGGCCUACUUUGCUGAUCUACCACAUCUCAUGUGAUUGGUAUCACUAGCAUGGUAAGGAUCUGACAUUUAUCAUAGGGAAGGGGGCACCCAGAGAGAUUUUUGUAUUUGUAUUUGUAUGUGUGUGGGUGUGUAUCAUAAACAUCAUCAAUUUGAACAUCACAAAGGGACUGAUCAUAGUAUAUGUAUAAUAUAUGACCAGUUCUUAAUGUCAGAAGAACCAUUUACUUAAAUUGACCCAAGAUAGUCCUCUUACUUGAUUGCCUUAACAGACUGUGAUAUACUCACUCAAUACCAUUUGUGACCCUCAUUCCUGAGGUCUUAACAGAAGCACAUGGCACAUGAACAGCUGGACCUACACAUGUUGAAUUUAAAUCAAGACAUGGGAUGUUGUAUAUAUGCUUUUGUAGAACUUGAGAUCAUUUACCAAUCUCAUCAUAUCCAAAUAUUGUGUCAAGUGUCUUAUAAUGUCGUUCAUAUUUUGAAGGAGUAAUUUACAACUUAUGUAUAUCACAUUAUAUGAAAUAUCCUAUUUUUAUGAUAUUUCAUGUCUAUAUAAUUCUUUGUCUUGUAAAUUCCCUAUGUAGUAUCAAGAUGGUGAUGAUGAUAAUAAUGAUGAUCCAACAGAUGUAUUGUGUGGCAAUACUAACAGUGCUUUCCUGUUGUCAUGGUACUUACUCUAGCUUUUAACUGCCAUUGGAGGUAUUAUAUACAGAGACUAUCCUAAUUGUAAGACGAACAAAAUGCAUUGGUGAUCUUAAUAUACAGAAAUAAUGAUCUUAUUUUUCUCUGAUCUUCUAGAUCAAAAUUUCUAUGAAGGGGAAUGAUGUGAGGUUAUUAUACAGAGCGUGUCUUAUAUUGGUUAAAUCAUCCUUGUUUUUAAGCGUUUGUGCUCGAAGAUAAUAAAAUAUAUAGACAAGGAUUGCAUGUUCUUAUGGUUUAAGUACAUGACAUGUAACAUAAGUCUAUAUGAAGUACAUAAUAUAAAUAGAUCUGUUUAGCAACUUGGAGUAUCAUUUUUGGAUAUUGAGGCGGGGAUACCAGAAAUGGGCUUCACAUUUUCAGCUUGGCAUCCACAAUGGUGCAAGUUGUUGAUGUUCUCAAUUUCUUGUCUCAUUUGAGUUCUCUUCACUGUGCCCAUGAAAAUACAAAUAACCAGUACAUCACUUAUUACUCUGCCCGAAGUUAUGAGUUGACUACGGUAUUUCUCCAUUAUUGAGUGAUGUUUCAACUGGGAGAAAGAGAGGGAGUAUUUUUAUGACUAGUUUUUUGCUUUUUGAUGGGCAUUUUGUGUCACCCUCAGCUCACCUUUACGAAGGUGGCCAUUGAAUGUAUCUGUAUAUGAAAUAGGAGUCUGAUGGGAUACAUGUAUGUAUCAAUGAGGAUGCAAUUUGUCUGUUAUACAAGUGCUUAUAUGUCCGUAAAUUGUAAAAUGGCUAACCAGCAGGUAAGCACCGAACAUGAUUGAAACAUUUAGAACAAAUAUACCUCUCCAAAUAAGUUAAAGACCAACUCAUUCUAAUAUAUUACUACGAUUAAUCUGUCAAUAUCAUGCCAUGACUGAGUUAAUAUAAUAAUAUGAGUGAAUCAAGUUGUCUUCUAAGCUCUUUUUUUUAGUAGUAUAAGAAUGUAUGAUUGAUGGGUUUGGGCAUAUACAGAAAUAAAGUGUGACAAAGAUGUGUCUGAAUGAAAUAUAUCUUUCCCAAGUGUUUUGUUCAUCACACAAAUGAUUUGAAUCCAGUUAUUUACUGUGAAAUCUGGAGUCUGAUUUGAAUUUCUUUAAGAGGCAGAACCAAAUACCGGUGUGGUCUUUUCUGUUCAACAAAUUAAAACUUAGUUUUAUUAAUUUUAAGGUUUUUUUUGCUUUCGUGUUUUGUGUGCGAAUAUAUCAUUAAUAGUGUUUGUGAGUAUCGUUUUAUGUGUUUUAUUUACAUAUUGGGAAAAAAAACCAUAUUUUACUGUUUUGGAUUUGUGUGUAUAUUGAACAUGUCAUAUGCUUUAGUCUUUUUCUCUCUAUUCAUCAGUAAUUCCCCAUUUUAAUAUUUUAGUUUAUAAGUCAUAUAGUUCAUAUAUUGUCUACCUGGUAGCUAGAUCUGUGAUAGGAAAUAAAUGUAUAUAUGCGACAAGACAAUACCAUCUGGAAAUUAAAACACAGGUUGUUUCAGGCAGUUGGUUUAGCCUUCACUUGCAACUCCCUUGCAAUUGGAUUUUAUUGCAACCUUGCAGAAACUAGGCAUUGUUUGAAAGAUCUCUCGCAAACAAUGUCUUGUGGAAUGUUUGUGUCACAAGUGUUACGACAAAUGUUGUAGUUCUGCUGGUCAGAACUACAGCACUGUUCAUUACUGUAACACCAUAUUUUGAAGGUAGUGAUCACGUUUUGAAAAUGCUCUAAAACAGAUUAGGACAGUUGUACUUUACUUCCUUGUCAGUAGUCUCCCUUUGUAAUCUAGCUCCAUUGAGCUCUAGAACAGUCCACACAACCGUUUCUGGGCAUGAUGUAUUGAUCAUGUCACAGAUUAGUUUUUAGGUACCCAACUUUCAUAUUUGUAACAAAGUGUUUCCAAAUACUAGGCCCUUUUUAUCAAAUUUUAUUGUUUAUGGGCAUUUCUUAGAAGUUGACAGUAUAAAAAGUGGACAAAUAUCACUUCUUUGAUAUCCUUUUAUAGUGAUGUUUCAGAACAGGAUCCACUUGCACAAGAUGAUUGUGAGCCUAUGUUAAAGUAUGGGCAUAACGAUCACCUUAGCCUUUAGAUAGCUUUGUGCAAAUGCACCCAGAUCCUUAUAAUGUUUAUUGUCAAGAAAGCCAUCUGUUUUAUCUUAAAGCUGGAUGGCCGAAAAGAAAGCCCCUCACUCGAUAUUAGGAUGACACACAUGUCCAACCGAUCUGUCGAUUCCUCAGAACGGUCUACUGAAGUCAGUGUGUUCAGCUCCAUUAAUGCAGGCAAUUAUUAGUAAAUAUUUUACCUGAUCUCACAGUGAAAGUUGUGACAUCAACCACGUUUAUUCUUUACAUGACAAUAUAUAUAUAAUAAUGUUACUUUAAGUGUACAAUUUGUUAAGAUUCAAUGCAUAAUAAACAGAUUUGAUUUUUUGGCUA